GCUCAUGUAUUAAUGUCUAAUUUUGCAGGAUUUUUAUAUUAAUUUAGUUAUGGUAUUUCUAUAGCAUCUACUACAUUUGUGGGAAAUGAAAUGGGAAGAAAGAAAGUGGAUAUGGCUAAAAAAUACACAAAAGCUACAUUUUUGAUUGAUGGAAUGUUUUUAUUAAUAAUUUUAGGAUUAUUCUCAAUAUUUGGAAAAACUGUAAUUGAUUAUUUAAGUGAAGAUAAAAUUGUUGUAGAGUAAAUUUAUAAUUCUAUGUAUCUAUUAGUUGCAUUCAUUAUUUUAGAUGGUAAUAUGAAUUAUAUUAAUAAAAGGUUUAUAAGCUAUAAUUUCAGGAUUAGUAAGAGCUAUAGGAAGAGAAGCAAGUGCUUCUAUUACAUUUAUUUUAUGUUAUUUAGUGAUGGGAGAAAUAAUUGGAUAUUUAUUAUGUUAUACUGCUGAGAUUGGACUAAAAGGAGUGUGGAUUGGAAUUGUAAUAGGAGCUAUAGCAUAUGAUAUAAUACAACUUGUGAAUUUAUUAUGGAAAGAUUGGAAUGUUUUAGCUGAGAAUAUUGUUGAUAAAUUAAUGAUGUUGCAUUAAUAAUAGAAUGUAAUACUUUAGGAUGAUGACAUAUGA
Messenger RNA from Paramecium primaurelia, 616 nucleotides. The record is from the annotation of a GenBank genome assembly. NCBI's taxonomy places the organism in Eukaryota, Ciliophora, Oligohymenophorea, Peniculida, Parameciidae.